AUGACUGAAAAUCAUCUGAAGGCUGAGACUGACAAGAGUUUGCAGAUGUCUGCUCCUGGUCCUCAUGUGUUUCUGCUGGUCAUCAGACUGGGGAGAUUCACAGAAGAAGAGCAGAACACAGUUAAAUGGAUUGUGAAGCACUUGGGAGAAGAUGUUAAGAGAUUCACCGUAGUGCUGUUCAAUGUAGCUGAUAAAUUAAUCAAACCUUUAGAAGAAAUUUUGCAGAAAACACAAGAGCUGAAGAAGUUAGUGGAUGAAUGUGAAGGUAGAUAUCAUGUCUUUAAUAAUGUGGAGAACAAUGAUCGAGCUCAAGUCAAUGAACUGCUGGAGAAGAUCAAGACACUAGUGGAGAAGAACAGAAGAGGAUACUACACCAGUGAGAUGUUCAAGAAGGGUCAGUGA
Molecule: messenger RNA, 402 nt
Organism: Onychostoma macrolepis
Lineage: Eukaryota; Metazoa; Chordata; Actinopteri; Cypriniformes; Cyprinidae
Product: GTPase IMAP family member 8-like
Exons: 1
Coding region: 1-402 (133 amino acids)
Molecular function (GO): GTP binding
Source: RefSeq, a predicted model, not a curated record